Cuscuta campestris is the source of this 1462-nucleotide messenger RNA. NCBI's taxonomy places the organism in Eukaryota, Viridiplantae, Streptophyta, Magnoliopsida, Solanales, Convolvulaceae. The record is from the annotation of a GenBank genome assembly.
GCCCAAUUUUUACAGUUUUGUCUCCCUUCCCCAUUUCUUUUACCCACCAUAAACCCCUACCCUGUUCUUUGCCUCUUUAGACAUAAACCUUCACCAUCUCUUCUCUGCUUGAGCUUGUUAGUCACAAUGCCACCCAAAUCAUCUAAAGGAAAGGAAGUUGAAGCUGCAUCUGGGGUGAAGUUAACAAGGUAUAUACAUUAUGAAGAAUUAGACAAAUCUGAUAAGUUUGUGUUUGACUUGAAUUCUGAUGUUCAAGAGUUGAAACAAAGAUUUAGUGUUGUAAUGGAAUAUAUGCGAAGGAAGGCUUCGGAGGAAGGUUGUUUAUUUUGAGGGCAUUCCUGAAGUCAGGUGUGUUAAUGGUUGCCCUUUCAAAGUGACGUAUAAAGACAUAAGCACGAAGUUUUUAAUUGCGAAGACUAAUGUUUACAUAGUGGGUUAUUCCCAUGAAGAUAAGUAUUAUUGCUUUGCGGAUGCUGAGAUAAAACUUAUUGGUUGUAAAGAUUUAGAAGAACCCACUAGGUAUGGAUAUCCAUUUUGUAGUGGUUUGGGUGCUAUGAUGAUGAAAAAUGCAUUGUAUGAGAUGCAAAAACCAGAGCCCGAUGUUAGAAAAAAGGCGGCAGAAGCUUAUUUUGUGCAUCUUUCUGAAUCAGCUCGUUUUAGGCCAAUAGAAUAUCAAGUUUAUGUUGGUAUUGAGCUUGGUAGUGCUGCUGAUUUUGAUGAAAUUCCUGAUUGGGAAAACAAGUCUUUUGCUUGGUUUCGUAAAUCAAAAAGUGUUGGAAAUGAAGGAGAUAUUAUGACUUUGAUUUCUCCUAGUGUUUCUCCUAAUUUUAACAAGGAUUCAAAGCCUUUUGACUUUGCUAGGGAUCUAGUGCAUAACUGGGAGUCCUUUUCUGCAUGUUGGAUUUCGUACCUAGGAACAGGGAGUUUGAGUUUUGAUACAACGAAUAUGGGUAUCAAUUUUCAGCAAUGUGGGAUAAGGAAUUUGCAUUGUCUUAAAAGCACUCUGGCUCUGCUUUCGAAUGUGAAUCUUGAUGAACUUUACUCUGAAGUAGAAACGAGAAGUAAAAGUGGGGAGUUGAUGAAAUUGAAGGAUAUGAUUGGGUAUUGGGAAAGAGAGAGGUCAGCAAAGGAACUUCCAAAGAAGGGGCUCUUAAAGGAUGUGACAUUAGAGAAAGGAAAGAACUUGAAGAUUAGAUGAGAAUUGAAGUCUCUGAAGAAGCUACCAAAGAAGAGCAAUGUUUUGUCUUCAGAAAUCUUUUCUAAUGUUUUGGUACUCUCUAAUUCUAUGAUUGUAAUAGCUUAGGUCUAAUAUGACUUACCACCAACUGUUAUUUUUGCUAUUGGGUGGUUUCUGCCUUGCUUAGGUCUAAUAUGACUUACCAUCAACUGUUAUUUUUGCUAUUGGGUGGUUUCUGCCUUAAACUUAUUACCAGUGAUCCCCUUUGACCUGCUACUGAUUAUG